This is a messenger RNA of Miscanthus lutarioriparius, 3549 nucleotides long. The record is from the annotation of a GenBank genome assembly. NCBI's taxonomy places the organism in Eukaryota, Viridiplantae, Streptophyta, Magnoliopsida, Poales, Poaceae.
AUGCUCUCUGCAGCCGCCGUGAUGGCGCCGGCAGCAGCUACACAGAAGAGCUCCCUUGAGGUCUUGCUUGAGACUCUAAAGAAGCGCGAUGAGCAGCCCAAGGAUGCGCCUCCAACAUUGCCAGCCCGGCCGACGUGCCGUGGCCGGCUGCCCACCACCAGACGGCCAUCACUGCCUGCUGGCUUUAAGCUCGAGAAUGGCAUGGCAACAGUUGCUGCCACAGAAGUUGCAGUGGUUGACAAGAAGGCAGAUGCUAAGAUGGAGAUUGCUGGGCUGGAGGCCAAGGAGGAAAAGCCGGUGAAAGGCUGCAUCUUUGGGACUAAGAGGAAGUUCCCUAACACAGAAGCGCUGGAGGAGUCGCCAUAUGUUGAUGAAUUUCAUGAGGAGAGGAAGGGUACUGCAGUUUGUAAGGAUCCCCCCUCUGUUUCCUCGGCAACAAUAAAGACGAAUGGGAAGCCAGCAUGUACAAAUAUCAUGGACUAUGUUCUCCAGAAGAAGCUACGAGUUUGGUGUUCUUCACCAAAUGCAAAGUGGGAACUUGGACAGAUCCAAUCAAUAUCUGGAGAUGAUGCUGAAAUACUCCUGGCUAAUGGAAAAGUUUUGACGGUGUCACCAGAACAACUCUUGCCUGCCAACCCUGAUAUCCUCGAUGGAGUGGAUGAUUUAAUCCAGAUGAGUUACUUGAAUGAACCUUCAGUUCUUUACAAUCUGCAAUUGCGACAUUCUCACGAUCUUAUCUAUAAGUUGCACUCUAUGGGAAGUCUUCAAUCAUGCAAUACAAGCAAAAAGACCAACGAUGACCCACAUGUGUAUGCAGUUGCUGAUUUGGCAUUUAAUGAGAUGCUGCGAGAUGGCGUAAACCAAUCUAUAAUAAUAAGUGGUGAAAGUGGAGCAGGAAAAACUGAGACGGCUAAAAUUGCAAUGCAAUAUUUGUCUGAUCUUGGGGGUGCUAGUGGUACGGAGUCUGAGGUUCUUCAGACCAAUGUUAUUCUGGAAGCAUUGGGGAAUGCAAAAACAUCACGAAACCAUAACUCGAGCCGAUUUGGCAAGCUUAUUGAAAUACACUUUUCUGAAACUGGGAAAAUGUGUGGUGCUAAAAUCCAGACCUUCCUGCUUGAGAAGUCGAGGGUGGUUCAAAGGGCACAAGGAGAGAGAUCUUACCAUAUUUUCUAUCAACUGUGCUCUGGAGCUCCUCCACUUCUCAAAAAAAAAUUGUUUCUGAAAAGCGCCAGUGACUACAAUUACUUGAAGCAGAGUAAUUGCUUGAAAAUCGAUGGUGUUGAUGAUUCAAAAAAGUUCACAGUGCUAGUGGAUGCAUUGGAUACUAUUCAAAUAUCUAAGGAAGACCAAAUGAAAUUAUUUUCUAUGCUUGCAGCUGUCUUGUGGCUGGGAAACAUAUCAUUCUCUGUGAUUGAUAAUGAAAACCAUGUGGAAGUUGUUUCAAACGAAGGGUUGGCUACUGCUGCAAAGCUAUUAGGCUGCACUGCAAAUCAACUAGUGACUGCUAUGUCCACUGUAAAAAUCCGAGCUGGAAAUGACAGUAUCGUUAAAAAGCUGACAUUAACUCAGGCCAUUGACGCAAGAGAUGCACUAGCAAAGUCAAUCUACGCCAAUUUAUUUGACUGGAUUGUUGAGCAAAUUAACCACUCACUUGGAACGGGGAGGCAAUUUACAUGGAGAUCCAUAAGUAUUUUGGAUAUUUAUGGGUUCGAGUGUUUCAAUAAGAAUGGUUUUGAGCAAUUUUGUAUAAAUUAUGCCAAUGAGAGGCUGCAGCAGCACUUCAACCGACAUCUUUUCAAACUACAACAGGACGAAUACUUGGAAGACGGAAUUGAUUGGACCCCCGUGGAAUUUGUGGAUAACACUAAUUGCUUAUCCCUCUUUGAGAAGAAACCUCUAGGGCUAUUGUCAUUAUUGGAUGAAGAGUCUACUUUCCCAAAGGCAACAGACUUUUCCUUUGCUAACAAGCUUAAGCAGCAAUUAAGUGGUAACUCUUGCUUCAAGGGUGAAAAAGAAGGCACAUUUAAGAUUUGCCAUUAUGCAGGGGAGGUGACAUAUGAUACAGCUGGGUUCCUGGAGAAGAACAGAGAUCCAUUGCACUCUGAGUCAAUCCAACUACUAUCAUCAUGUAAAUGUGAACUUCCAAAACAUUUUGCCUCUGUCAUGGUUGCUGAUUCUCAGAAUAAAUCAAGUCUGUCAUGGCAUUCAGUAAUGGAUACACAGAAACAAAGUGUUGUAACGAAAUUUAAGGCUCAACUGUUCAAGCUGAUGCAGCAGUUGGAGAGUACAACCCCACAUUUUAUUCGAUGCAUUCAACCAAAUAGCAAACAACAUCCCAGGUUAUUCGAGCAUGAUCUUGUCUUGCACCAGCUUAAAUGCUGUGGGGUGCUUGAAGUUGUUCGGAUAUCAAGAACAUGCUAUCCAACUAGGAUCACUCACCAACAGUUUGCUGAAAGAUACGGAUUUCUUCUCUUGCGUUCCAUUGCAUCUCAAGAUCCACUUAGUGUUUCAAUUGCUGUUUUGCAACAGUUUAACAUUCCCCCUGAAAUGUAUCAAGUUGGCUACACGAAAUUGUUUUUCCAUACAGGACAGUUAUACAUGAGUGAAAGAGCAAGAAUACACUUUGAUAAUCUUGUCAAGAGAUGGAGGGCAGCUGUUCUUAUACAGAAGUACACUAGGCGUCGACUUGCAGCUAACAUGUUUAAUGAUCAACUGAGUCAUAUCAUUCAUCUUCUUCAGUCCGUGAUGCGUGGGUGCCUGGCCAGAAGGAAAUACAAGUGCCUGCAGAAUGAAAAGGAGUCAAAGGCCAGUCACAACAUAGUUCAAGGGGACACAAGGAAGAAUAAUUCCGAGUCAAGAAUUUGCCAUGAAAUGAAUGGGCAUUAUCCUCACGAACCAGUCAUCACUGAGCUUCAGGGUCGUAUUACGAAAGCUGAGGCUGCAUUGCGGGACAAGGAGGAAGAAAAUGUAAUGCUAAAACGGCAAUUGGAACAGUAUGAGAGGAAAUGGUCGGAAUAUGAGGCCAAAAUGAAAUCUAUGGAAGAGGCAUGGAAGAGACAGCUCUCUUCUCUGCAGCUGAGCCUUGUUGCUGCUAAGAAGAGCCUAGCUGCUGAUGAUGCAACCACUAGAGCCGCUUGGACCGAUUUUACUCCAACACAUGCCCAGUAUGACUCUGAAGACACAUUGUCCACUGGGACCCAUACACCUGAAGUGAUAGAGUCGAGACACCACAACCACAACCCUGAAGCUAAAGUUUCAGCAGGAAACUCGGAUAGGCGAGUAAAUGCUGUGAACCACCUAGCAAAGGAGUUUCAAGACAGACGGCAGGUGUUCGAAGAUGAUGCAGGCUUCCUUGUUGCAGUCAAGUCCGGUCAGGUUGGUUCAAAUAUGAACCCAGACGAGGAACUCCGGAAGCUCAAGGACCGCUUUGCGACAUGGAAAAAAGAUUAUAAAUCUCGGUUGAAGGAGACGAAGGUAAACCUUAAUAAGGUUGGCACCCAUGAUGAGAAAUCGCGGAAAAGAUGGUGGGGAAAGAAGAGCUCGAAGUGA